AUGGUGUUUCUUAUCAUCGUCACCUUUAUCGUUGCGCUCAUCGCAACCUACAAUUUUUACUGGAAGCGAAGAAACCUGCCUCCAGGCCCCACUCCAGUCCCAAUACUCGGAAAUAUGAUUGAGCUGCAGCGAUCCACUCACUGGCCCGACGUUUUCAUGCAAUGGUCAAAGAAGUACGGCAGCAUCUUCACCUACUGGAUGGGCGAGGUCCCCAUUAUCGCUAUCACCGACUACAAAACCAUUCACAAGGUGUUUAUCAAGGACGGCGAGUCCUUCAACGACCGUUUCACGCUCGGAACAUUGGAUCAAAUGUGCCGUGGAGGGGAAUUCGGAUUGAUCUUUGCUUCAUGGAAGUGGGCCCGAGAUCACAGGAGAUUCGGGUUGAGGGUGUUCAGAGAUUUUGGAGUGGGAAAAAAUCAAAUGCAGGAGAAUGUAAGGGAAUUACAAAGUACUAAAAUUUGACAGAAGUAGUACUCCAAGGGUUAAGAACUUUGAUAAAACUUGACACAAGUUUAUCAAUUUUUUUGGAGUACUUCCUUUGUAAUGUGCUAAAAAUUCGGCGCCUGAACCAUAAACAUGCGUUGAUUGCAGAUUCUGGACGAGACUGUAACUCUCCUGGAGAACAUUGAAGCCGCACGAAAAGUCAACGAGGAGUUUGAUCUGUUCCCAUUCUCCGACAUUGCCGUUGGCUCCAUCAUCAACAACCUUUUGUUCGGCUACCGAUUCACUCAGAACGUAAGCUCUUUCGUAACUUUCCAUCAAGAAAAUCUCUCCUUUAGAACAAGGAGGACGAAUUCCACCGGAUGAAGGUGCAUCUCCACGACUGGAUGACACUGUUCAACAGCCCGUUGACUCGCGUUUGGAUUGCCGCUGGAUUUGUCCAUAAACUCCCAUUCUUUAAAACCCAUUGCCAAAAGUUGAUCGACGUUUACACCAACAUCUUCAAGGACAUGGACAGGAACAUUGCCGAGCACAAGGAGCGGCUUCACGCCGAUGGUCACACCGAAGCCCGCGACUAUGUGGACGCCUACCUGAUGGAGGUGGAGAAGAUGGAGGCCAGAGGCGAGGACACCAGCCUCUUCACCGACGUCCAGUUGAAGAACAUGGCGUUCGACUUCUGGCUGGCCGGCCAAGAAACCACCAGCACAACGAUCACGUGGGGAAUCGCGUACUUGAUCCACAAUGUGCACGUUCAAGAGAAGGCCUUCGAAGAGUUGGAUCGGGUCAUCGGAAGCGACCGAUUGAUCACCAUGGCCGACAAAAACGACUUGCCUUACAUGAGCAGUCUGGUUAAUGUAAGUUUUUAUAACUUUAAAUAAUUCCGUUUUGCUGUAAAGACCCUCAGAUCCAUCUGUAGAUCUAGUCGAUCUUUUAAACAUUGCUUGAUUUAAUUAGCAAUCAACUAUAAUAACAAAUUUCAGGAAGUUCAACGAAGAGCCAACUUGGUUGCCGAAAAUGUCUUGAGAACCGCGUCUGCUGACUACAAUCUCAACGGCUAUGAAAUUAAGAAAGGACAAAUUUGCAUUGCACAAGUCUCCGCCAUGAUGGAGGACCCUGAUAUCUUCGAAGACCCUAAGGCAUUCAAACCGGAGAGAUUUUUGGAUGAGAAUGGACAGGUCAAAAAAUGCGACGAACUCAUUCCAUUCGGAGUGGGAAAACGGUCAUGUCUGGGAGAAGCGCUAGCCCGAAUGGAACUGUUCCUAUUUAUCGCCAACUUGAUGAACCGAUAUAAGGUAGGUUCAGUGAUAACAAAAGGAAAAAACUGUCGACUUUGUAGUUGAUUUUAACUUUGAAAUUUCAGUUCCUCCCCGGAAAAGAGCUGCCAAUCCUCCAGAAAUGGCCCACUCCAUCCAGCACACUGAUAAAGCCCUAUCAAUGCAGAGUCAUCAGAAGAGAGAUCAAAUCAUAG
Molecule: messenger RNA, 1909 nt
Organism: Bursaphelenchus xylophilus (pine wood nematode)
Lineage: Eukaryota; Metazoa; Nematoda; Chromadorea; Rhabditida; Aphelenchoididae
Source: the annotation of a GenBank genome assembly